Saimiri boliviensis boliviensis (Bolivian squirrel monkey) is the source of this 6696-nucleotide messenger RNA. RefSeq names its product sterol-C5-desaturase (gene SC5D). The record is from RefSeq and is a predicted model, not a curated record. Gene Ontology annotation, molecular function: iron ion binding; oxidoreductase activity. Lineage: Eukaryota; Metazoa; Chordata; Mammalia; Primates; Cebidae. Gene Ontology annotation, biological process: lipid biosynthetic process.
UCGCGCGAUCUGCCGUCAUAUCAGCUUAUGGCGCUGGCCGCUGAUUGGCUGGCUGCUCUAUCCUCGGGCGCCGGCUCGGCCCCUCCCAGCCCGGCCUGUUGGCUGCCAACCUGCCGGGGCAGUCUGCAGAGCAGCGGCGUGCGGAGCAGCGGCUGGCCACCUCCAGGGGCUAAGCGAUGGACCUUGUACUCAGUGUUGCAGAUUAUUAUUUUUUUACACCAUACAUAUAUCCAGCUACAUGGCCAGAAGAUGACAUCCUCCGACAAGCUAUUAGUCUUCUGAUUGUAGCAAAUGUUGGUGGUUACAUCCUUUAUUUCUUCUUUGCAACAUUUAGCUAUUAUUUUGUCUUUGAUCAUGCAUUAAUGAAACAUCCACAAUUUUUAAAGAAUCAAGUCCGUCGAGAGAUUAAGUUUACUGUCCAGGCAUUGCCAUGGAUGAGUAUGCCUACUGUUUUACUGUUCCUGCUGGAGAUAAGAGGUUACAGCAAAUUACAUGAUGACCUGGGAGAGUUUCCAUAUGGAUUGUUUGAACUCGUUGUUAGUAUAAUAUCUUUCCUCUUCUUCACUGACAUGUUCAUCUACUGGAUUCACAGAGGCCUUCAUCAUAGACUGGUAUAUAAGCACCUGCAUAAACCUCAUCAUGUUUGGAAGAUUCCUACUCCAUUUGCAAGUCACGCUUUUCACCCUGUCGAUGGCUUUCUUCAGAGUCUCCCUUACCAUGUAUACCCUUUUCUCUUUCCAUUACACAAGGUGGUUUAUUUAAGUCUGUACAUCUUGGUUAAUAUCUGGACGAUUUCCAUUCAUGAUGGUGAUUUUCGUGUCCCCCAAAUCUUACAGCCAUUUAUUAACGGCUCAGCUCAUCAUACAGACCACCAUAUGUUCUUUGACUAUAAUUAUGGACAGUAUUUUACUUUGUGGGAUAGGAUUGGAGGCUCAUUCAAAAAUCCUUCCUCCUUUGAGGGGAAGGGACCACUCAGUUAUGUGAAGAACAUGACAGAAGGAAAGUGCAGCAGCCAUGCAGGAAAUAGUUGUAAGAAUGAAAAAUUAUUCAAUGGAGAGUUUACGAAGACUGAAUAGAUUAUUGCCCAGUUAUUCUUAAGUAAGGAUGAAGAAGGGAAUAUAAUAUUUCUUUUUUUUUUUAAUAAGGAAAAAGUGAUCUACAUACAUCCAGGAUACAUAGUAAGUAAAUGGUAUCAUUUGGAAAUCAGCAUUGUGGGCACUGCUGAGGAGUGAUCAUAAGCGUAGGUCAGGAGAAGAUGCUGUGACCACUAGGAUUUUAAUCUCAUGCUUAAAAUGCCACUAGUUGUCCCAGGGACAACUUGUGUCUUUCUAGCAGCAGAUCUGUAGUUUGUAUAGUCUCAACAACAAUUUUAAAUAAAGAUAGAGAAUAAAUUAUUGAGGGGACUAGGCUAUAUCCAUUUGCCUUAAUCCACUCAUUUUUCUUAAGAAUUAUUGUGCUUAAUAAUACCAAGACUAAGCACCAUUCAAGAAAUACUAAUAUAAAGACUGUUUCUUGUUUCAGGAGAGGUUAAUUCUUCAAUGUUGGUAUGAGAACGAUGACUUGUAGUACUUUAUUCAAGUCAAAACAUCAGUGUGGAAAAAAAAAUUAUGACACAUUAGAGGUGAGGUAAAUGACCUAAUUGAUGGCAGGUAUAAUAAGACUAUCGUCUUCCUAUACGUAGAAGGCUCAUUUUCUGGGCACACUGUCUCCUAUUACAUUUUACUGUUGAAUAAAUAAAUAGGAAUUUUAAAAUAUCGAUACCACCAUGAUUGAAUCCAGAUCUGGGAUUAUGUAACUAAACAUUGUGAUGGUUAUUAUUUAAAACCAUUAUUUAAUAGAGUAAAAAUAUGUGAAUCUGGAUAUAUUUAGAAAGAGAAAGUUGAUGCCCAAAUAAUAUAUUAGGCACUACUGAUCGUUUAGUUAAAUUGAUGCACUGCACUUUUGAUAUUUCAAAGUUACAAACCUGUGCGUUUUUUUGUAAAAGGAAAUAAUUGCCAAAUACUGAGGCCCAUUGCUGAUGAUUAGUUUUAAAAUCACAUUCCUCCUCUUCUCCCCUCACUUUUCCCUACUUCCUGUGCAAAAAAGAUUUAACAAAUACUUUCAUAAGGAAAUGUGUGUUGUAACAUAAAUAUAUUGCAAAAACAUAGUUUGUAAAGGCAUUCUAUAAGCUAUUUAUGUAAAAUCAAUAAAAGUUGAUCAUUAUAAUUAAAGUGUAUCAGUUAAUGUUAUAACAGCACAAAGUAUUCUUUGUACAGAUUUUGUGCCAAUUUGAAGCCACAAAAAUGAUGUGGAUUGUUAAAUGUGUUUCAGAAUGUCCCCAGAUACUCAGUGUCAAGGGGAGAAAAAAAACCGGGUACCACAUUCUGUUUAUAUUUCACAUUUUAACUAGAUUUGAGUGUUUUAGCAAGAAACCAGUCAUAAAAUCUAGUGUCUGGGGUCUAGAAGAAAAUGUCUUUAAUCUUUGAGUUAUCGUCACAGUGUCGUUUUACUUAGAUGUACCAAUUAGUAUUUUGUGAUGGGCAAGUGUCGUUUAGUGCUUUUCACUAAUCCCACCUGCUCCCAGUGCUCCACCUUGCCCGAGAAAAGGAAAUUAAGGAAAAGUAAACUUUGUUUCCUAAUAUAAGGACAGCUAAUGUUUAUUGAGCGUUUCCUCUUUGCCAGGAGACUGGGACCCAAAGAAGUUAAGUAACUCUUCCAAGGUUUGUUUCUCUCUCCUAUAAUGUCCCAUGUGGAUGUUUGUGGUCAGUGGACAGCUUUCCACCUAGUCAUUCUGCUACCCAGGCUCCUUUCUCUUGGGGCUCUGCCUUUCUCUCUGUCCAUAGAGACCUCUUUGUUGAAGGAGCGCAUAGGGAAAGAAGGAAGUUUGCGUGGAAAAUGUUUAUGGGUCAGGCCUGGAAGUGGUGCAUAUCUCUUCUGCCCAUGUUCCUUUGGACAGAGCUCGGUCAUGUGGCCCACCUAGACAGAUUUUAGAAAAUGUGCCCAGCUGUGUGCCUGGAAAGAAGGGGUCACCAUUUUCUUGAGCAGCUAGCCAGUUUGCCAUAUUUGUGUUAUUCAUUCCCCUCUUCUUGAUGAUGAAGUGGUGAAUGAGCCAUAAAGUAUUUCAAGUUAUCCACACACUAAUCGUCUUAGUGUCUUUAAUUCAGUAACUCCAAUAUGAAUGUUAAAGUUUCUUCUAGAUUCUUAUUCCUGUAUAGCUAAUAGAGAAGAAAGAACAGCUUCCCAUGAGGAAGACAGAAGCUUCCUUAUAGGUGUUAGGAAUAAUCAGACUUGCCUCUGCCCUUUCAUCCAUGUCAAAUUCUGGUCUUUUAAAGGAGUGUUAUGUAAGUAGUCCUAGCAUUUUAAUAUACACUACAACCACAUUCUCCUAUUUUCUAUUAGAGGAAGUCAGAGAAUAUUCAUGGAAGUGAAGACCAAAAUUACCUUCUACGGGUGACUUUGAAACCUUUUGUAGAUUACAGGACAGAAAGUGAAAAUCAAGAUUAUGUUUUCUACUUUUGUGGUAGAAAUUGAGAAGUGGGUAGAUAUGGUUCGAGAAGACCUUUCAGAAACCUAGAGACUGAGUCUUUGUCUUCCUUCCUGUCUCUGCAUUACUGAGUGUGAAUUUCCUCAUUCCCCUGGAUCAUGUUUACUUCCCAUCUUCUAAAAGCUGGGGACAGAUUUGGAAGAGAAUUGCAAGUCCAGUUUUUUGAUACAUGGAGUUUCAGCGCAGGCAGGUGAUUUAUAUAGAAAGGGGGUCUGGGAAAAAGAUGGAAACCAGGGAGACAACUGAGAACAAAUGUAUUUGGGAUGAACCCAGAUAGAAGAGAAGUCUGAAAUCAUGAGGUUGCCACACAGAGCAUGAAAAAAAAAAGAUAUUCAAAGACACUUACCAACUUGAGGGGUGCAAUGGUCUGAAUGUCUCCUCCAGAAUUCACAUGAUGAAAUUUAUUCACCAGUGUGAUAGCAUUUAGAGGUGGGGCCUUGAGCGAGUGAUUAAGUCAUGAGGGCUCUGGGAUUAAUGAUUUAAAAAGAGGUGUGAGGCAGCUGUUCAGCCCUUCUGUCUUUUCUAACAUGUGAGGACCCAGCAACAGGGUACCACUUGGAAGCAGAGACUGGGGACUCAGCAGACACCAAACCCACUGGUGCUUAGCCUUGACUUCUCAGCCUCCAGAGCUGUAAGAAAAUAAAUUUCUAUUAUUUAUAAAUUAGCCAAUUGAAGAUACUUUGUUAAAGCAGUACAAAUGGAAUAAGACAAGGGGGAAGAAACUUCUAUUCCUGAUCUUCCCAACUUCUUCAAAUUCAUAACACUUGAAUGACAGUCUUAUUUCAGCACUUACCACUAUCACCUAUUAUUUUUAUGUGUGCCUUAUCUAUUCUAGAUGCCAGAUUCCUUGGAAGUAGAGAUUAUAUCUGAAUCAUCAUUGUAUUAAACCACUUAUCCUUAAAAAAUGCCCAAGACGUGGUUAAGGUUCAGUAAACACUUUGUUGAAUUGAUUGAUAAAAUGGCAGAAAUGUCAUUCUCUUCGAUAUAUAUUUAAUAAAUCCCUGACAGUUGCCAAGCAAUGCACUCGGUACAAACGUUAAAUCUCUUCUGAUGCUGUCUUGUUAGCCAACAAUUUGUUUCUCAUUUAUUCAUUAGCUGACAUCUGCUAAGUGCCUUGGAGGGGUCAAAAGGGGAAGUAAGAAAUCAAAGAUGGUCCCUACAUCAAGGAUAAACUCCUUUUGUCACUCCAAGUCAUAACCCUUUGGAAACCAAACCCACCAGUAUUCCAGAUUUUGACCACAGAUGAAUCAGUAAUACAAGAACUGGUUAGAGGGUUGAAUGAAUCUGUAUACUCAGCACUUAACACAGUACUCUGUGUAAAAGGAAAAAGAUCCUCAAAGAUACUAGUUGUUUACAUCAAGAAAGGGCAAACCUAGGAGUUUCAUCUAUCACUUCAUCUCAGAGGAACAAGAGCUUUGGAGUUAAAUAGGGCUCUGCCACUUGCAAAUUACAUGAUUGUGGUUUCUCCAUCUGUAAAUUGAUUAAAACACUGCCUAUCUAGUAAGAUAAAAUAAGUUAGAAGCAUCCAGUUAAAUGUUUGUUAACUGAAGCUACUGUUCACGUAAAUUGCGCUUAAUGCUUUUUUCUUUCUAGGUUCCAUGAUUAUUAUCAUUAUACCUCGAUAGGCCCUCAAUAGAAAUCAGUUGCAGGCGCAAAAGCCUAGAUAUUUUCACCUUAAAAUAGGAGGGUGCAAGACACUGAGGUGAAAUAGAGAUAGAGGGUACAGAGAAAACUCAUGUAAGUAAAACUGACGUUGUUAACAUUAUUUACUGUAAGUUAUCUUUGUAAGAGUGGUAAAAUACAUACAUUAUUUGUUGUUACAUAAUUUCAUUUAAAAAAACACUUCACUUUGUGUGUUUUUGUAUUGCUAUAAACCAUAAGGCCAGUUUACAAGGUUUGUAGAUGAAACAGAAAAAAACAUAUAGCUUCUUUGAAAAGCAGAAUACAUUUCUUAAGAAAGGCAGGAAGUGUUUAAACCGUGAGUCAACAAGUUUUACUGUCAAAGCAGAUUUUUGGUAUGGAAAGAAAAAUACUUAUAAAUACUUGUUUUAAUAUUUGCUUUAUUAAAAUAUGUUUAAAAUAUAGCUUUUUAAAAAUCUCUAAGCUUAACUUGGAGAUCUUGUAAGUACUGUAAAUUUGUUAAAAAUGAGAAAUUAUAUUCCCAUUUCUUUAACAAUUUGUAAGUUCCAAUUAUCCUGAACAUUUAAUGCCCUUACAUAUUUUCUGAAUCACAUUUUCUUAAACAUUUGAUAAAAGACAAUAAUAUCUUGAUCCAACUACCAGAAAGGCAGACUUGUGUACUUGACAGAUUUUUCUAAAUACUUGACAACUCACAAUUCUAACAUAAACACAAAAUAGCAUAUCAAAAAUUAAUCACUCAAUUUAAAAGCAUUUAUACCAUAGGCUUUUAUUCAUUUCUUGAAUAGUUUUGUUACAUCUUCCUCUUUUAGGCUGCAAUGAGCUAUAAUUAACCACAUGCUGGGUGACAGAACAAGACCCUAUCUCUAAAAAUAAAAUACAUAUAUAUAUAUAUGUAUGUAUCUUCCUCUAUUAUACUUUAACUCAUUAAGCCAUCUUAUUUAGAUGGAAACUUGGUCCCCUGACAUGUUCUAUCAAACAAAUAGAAACCUGGAAAUUUAGUGCACAUUCAAAUAUUAAAACAGACACUGGUGUGGUGACUUUUGUCUGUCCUGUCCCUUCAUUGGGACUUUUUUCUUUCGGAUCAACCUAAUGAAAGUAUAAUUUACAUACAAUUAAGUGUAGCCAUUUUUAAUGUAGAAUUCAAUGAGCUUUGAUGAAUGUGUACACCUAGGUAACCACCACCCCCAAUCAAGAUAAAUAACAGUUUGUUGCCAGAAUAAAUUUCCUUUUCCUUUGCAGUUAUUCUCCCCAGCCCUAGGUCACCACUGAUCCAUCUUCUGUUACAGGAAGGUUAUUUUCUUCCCUGUUUCAGAAUUUCAUAUAAAUUAGAUAGUAUGUACUCUUGUGUUUAGUUUCCUUAGCUUAAAAUUUUUAGAGAUACAAGCUGUUGCAUAUGUCUGUAGCUGUUUUGUUUUUAUUGCUGAAUAGUAUUUCAUUGUAGUAUACCACAAUUUGUUUAUAUAUUUACUGAUGGAUAUUUGCGUUUUUUCCAGUGUGGGAUUAUUAUGAAUAAAGUUGCUACAAACAUCUGU